Molecule: messenger RNA, 3250 nt
Organism: Momordica charantia (bitter melon)
Lineage: Eukaryota; Viridiplantae; Streptophyta; Magnoliopsida; Cucurbitales; Cucurbitaceae
Product: leucine-rich repeat receptor protein kinase HPCA1
Biological process (GO): protein phosphorylation
Molecular function (GO): protein binding; ATP binding; protein kinase activity
Source: RefSeq, a predicted model, not a curated record
GGGUAGCUCCUACCUAACAUCCAACUGUGAGCUUUAAAUUGCUUGAUCAAAAUAUCAGUGAUAACUGAUAAUUACAUCGACCUACCAGCAUUCAAGAGAUGCGACCAGAGAUGAAGAGGGGAAAUGGUCAAUUGCUUUUUUGUUUCAGGUUUACUAAAGAAGGGAAUAAUCGAUUCGCGUGUGUGGUGCCGUUGGGAGCGAAAAUAUGGGGGCGAUUGUGGCGGUGUCAACUCUGCAAACGCUGCUACUUUUGGCUUUCUUCUACUCGGCCGCUUCCUAUAUUGAUCCCCGUGAUUUUUCGGUGCUUAAAUCCUUGAAAGAUGGAUGGCAAAAUACACCACCAAGCUGGGGAACGUCAGAUGAUCCCUGUGCAGCUCCCUGGGAAGGAGUAAUUUGCAAGAAUUCAAGAGUAACUGCAUUGAGAUUAUCAAGUAUGGGCCUAAAAGGUAAACUUGGUGGUGACAUCGGAGGCCUUUCUGAACUGAGAUCAUUGGACCUUUCAUCCAAUCGAGGUCUCACUGGUUCGAUCUCUCCAGCGCUGGGGAAUCUGCCGAAUUUGAAUACCUUGAUCCUGUCUGCUUGUGGGUUUAGCGGUAGUAUUCCAGAAGAAUUGGGCAAUCUUGCUGAGCUUUCCUUCUUGGCUUUAAAUUCUAACAACUUCACUGGUACCAUACCACCAACUUUGGGAAAACUCUCCAAACUCUAUUGGCUAGACUUGGCAGAAAAUCAGUUGACGGGUGCUCUCCCGGUUUCAACUUCCAAUUCCCCGGGUUUGGAUCUCCUUCUUGAGGCAAAACAUUUUCAUUUCAGCGGAAACCAGUUAUCAGGUACCAUUUCACCUAAAAUUUUUAGCUCCGAGAUGAUAUUAUUACACAUAUUAUUUGAUGGAAAUAAAUUUUCUGGGAGUAUCCCAUCAACAUUGGGACUUGUUAAGACUCUUGAGGUUCUCCGACUUGAUCGAAAUUAUCUAACAGGAAAUGUCCCAUCAAAUCUAAGCAGCCUAAUAAAUGUCAAUGAAUUGAAUUUAGCCUACAAUAAGCUGAUAGGUCCACUGCCAAACUUGACUCAAAUGACUUCACUAAAUUACGUGGACCUUAGUAACAACUCAUUUGAUUCAUCAGCAGCUCCGGAGUGGUUCACAAAUCUACCAUCGCUCACCACUCUGAUCAUUGAAUAUGGGCCGAUACGAGGAAAUGUGCCACAAGGAGUCUUUAGCUUACCACAAAUUCAACAAGUAAAACUGAAGAACAAUGCAUUAAGUGGGACAUUAAAUAUGGGUGACAGCAUCAGCCAACAAUUGCAGCUCGUUGAUUUGCAAAAUAACAAUAUUCCUUCAGUUACCUCUAUUUCAGGAUAUACCAAAACUUUGAUGCUGACAGGAAAUCCGGUGUGUAGCGUUGAUGCGUUCUCAACUAUGAAUUUUUGCCGGCUUCAAAAGCAGCCAACGGAAUCUUAUUCUACUAGCCUUGUCCACUGUGGAAGCAAGUCAUGUCCUCUUUAUGAGGAGCUGAACCCUCAGAGUUGUGAAUGUGCAUAUCCAUAUGAAGGGACUUUAUACUUUAGAGGACCCUCGUUCAGGGAAUUGUCCAAUAUAACUCUGUUUCAUUUACUGGAAAUGAGUCUUUUGGAUGCAUUCAACCUCACGCCUUCUAUUCAAAAUCCUUUCUUGAAUGUUCAAGAUUAUCUCCAAAUGAAGCUGGCACUUUUUCCACCUGAUAAGUAUUUCAAUCGGUCAGACAUUCAGAGGAUUGGGUUUGAUUUGCAUAAUCAAACUUACAAACCUCCCCACAAGUUUGGGCCAUAUUAUUUCAUCGCAUUUCCUUAUCACUUUUCAGACAUGAAUAGGGAAACUUCAACCAGUUACGGAGUGGUAAUUGGAAUAGCUGUUGGCGGUGCCUUUCUCGUUCUAUGCCUCAUUGGAGUUGUAAUAUAUGCAAUUCGGCAAAAGAAACGUGCAGAAAAUGCCAAGCCAUUUGCUUUAUGGGCACCAAGUGGAGACGAUAGUGGAGGUGCACCACAAUUAAAGGGAGCCAGAUGGUUUUCUUAUGAUGAACUGAAAAAAUGCACAAAUAAUUUCUCCAUGAGCAAUGAGAUAGGAUCCGGAGGAUUUGGCAAGGUAUACAGAGGAGUUCUUGUGGAUGGAAAAGUAGUUGCAAUCAAAAGAGCUCAACAAGGAUCAAUGCAGGGUGGCCUUGAGUUCAAGACAGAAAUUGAACUGCUUUCACGAGUUCAUCACAAGAAUCUUCUUGGCCUUAUUGGAUUUUGUUUUGAACAAGGAGAACAGAUGCUUGUUUAUGAAUUUAUGCCUAAUGGAACUCUUAGACAGAGUCUAGCUGGGAAAUCCGGUAUUUAUCUUGAUUGGAAGAGAAGACUUCGUAUUGCACUUGGAUCUGCUAGAGGAUUGACUUACUUACACGAGCUCGCGAAUCCUCCCAUAAUCCAUAGAGAUGUUAAGUCAACCAACAUUUUGCUGGAUGAACAUUUAAAUGCAAAGGUUGCAGAUUUUGGUUUGUCCAAGCUUGUCUCAGAUAGUGGAAAGGGACAUGUUUCUACUCAAGUUAAAGGGACAUUGGGUUAUUUGGAUCCCGAAUAUUACAUGAGUCAACAAUUGACCGAGAAAAGUGACGUGUACAGCUUUGGAGUCGUUAUGUUGGAACUGCUAACUGCUAAGUUGCCAAUUGAGAAAGGAAAGUACAUAGUUCGCGAGGUGCGUUUGUUGAUGAAUAGGAGUGAUGAAGAAUAUUAUGGUUUGAAGCAGAUUAUAGACGAGACGAUAAUAGAUAAUACAACGAAACUUGUCGGGUUCGCAAAGUUCUUGGAAUUGGCCAUGCAAUGCGUUGAAGAAUUAGCUGCAGACCGCCCCACAAUGGGUGAAGUGGUUAAGACAAUUGAGAGCAUUUUGCAGAAUGAUGGAAUAAAUACGAACGCAACAUCUGCAUCUUCAUCUGCCACAGACUUUGUGACUUCCAAAACUGCUCCUAGGCAUCCCUACAAUGAUGCUACACCCAAAGAGGAUGCCAACAGCCAAUGAUAGUAUUGCCUUUGAUGAUGGCAUUAGUUGAACUUAAGUUGAAGCGUUUUUCAUUUCAGAGAGAUGUGGACAUGUUUGGGGUGAUUUUGGUAUACCCAUUUUCUAAAAUCACUUGUAUAUUAUUGUCACACUUUUAAAUGCAUGCUCUAGCAUAAUAUCGAUCGUUUGAUAAUAAAAUACCAGUGAUUUUAAAAAUGACAAAAGUUCAAACAUGCUAUU